AUGAAAAACACAACAGCGCUCCCAAUCCCACUACCACCACCACCAGACAACAACAACUCCUCCCUCACCAUCCGCUGGGACGACCGCGAAUCCUUCCCCUCUUGCAGCACCUUCGCCUUUGCCUGGAAUAACAACUCUACCAGCAACUGGGAUUCGUUCACACCCAUAUUGUUCUCUGAUGAUGAUCCGAAGGAGAACAAGAGUGCCAGGAUCUUGGAAUGGCCUGGUAAGGUCCACGUAGAGCUUUGGUGCUCAAGCAACGACAACUCCAACCCCAAGACUGCAGAGACUCUUUGUGGCAGGUCUCCACAAUUCACCUUCUUCCAGCCCCUCAACCACACCGCCUCCACUAAUCUCCUAAUCACCAACGUCCCCACCGAGACCUAUGAAGCCACAACCACCCAUUAUGUCCCGACGACUGGCCAACGAAGUCGAGGGGAUUAUGGUGAUGGAGAGCAUCUGCGGGGUGGAGGAGGGCAUAGGGGAGAUGAUGACCCAGAGACGGGGUCGAGGGGGUCGUCGAUGUCGUCAUUGACGACAUAUGGUCGCUUCCGUUCGUAUAGGGUCACCCCGCCCUGGAGUCUGACCUAUGAUAGAGACUGUGGUAACAGAGAAGAUGAACAGUCUUAUGGUCGCACAUACCCACAAGUGCCUCCUGUUCAUAUCUCGCCUCCGAUAUUGGUCGGUGAUCCUGCGGUCCAUCGGCAGCAUCAGAAGCGCGCAGCGGCACUGAAUAUGGACACUACUCAGAUGCAAACUGCAGGCGGUUCUGGAUCUAGUCCGUUGCCGCCUGUUUCAGCCACGUCCUCGAGGUGCCGUGGCCGCCCGUCUGCGUCUACAAGGUACCCAGCCACAGCUCCCGGAGGAGGUGUCGCGACCAUCGCCUCAGCAGCCCACGCGUUACAACCCCGCACAGCACUAGCUCCAGUAUCGUCCGUACCCUCGUCAUUCACGUCGAACGAGUCCGAGAUUCCUCCGACCCACCCCUGGGGUCCCUUCUCCGGCCGCACAUCCCCCUUCCAUCGAAAACUCACCACAAUUCCCUCUCGCUCCUCCUCCUCCUCCUCUCGGUCGUCGUCGAUAUUCUCAAAACUGUCGACUCUGAGUUCGGUGUCUCCAUUGCCGAUGGACAAGGAACAAGGUCGUCGUGUUCGCCAGGGGUUUGAGGCCCACAUGGUGAAGCUCCCGAAACCGGCUUCCCUGACGCGGACGCAUAUCAGUCCCCCAAUUCGCUCGAUCAUGUCCAUCUCGUCUGAAGAAGGCCACGUCCUGGCUCGACAAGAUGUCCUCAUCCGAAUGGAGGAUGAUGCUGAUGACUAUGACAGCGAUAUGGACGUUCGCGAACACCAGUUCAAGAAGUCGACGAGCCGGUAUUCGAAUCGCAGCCGCACGCGCAAUUCUCGAGAUACCUUUCACAUCCGCCACAGCAGUGACCACAACUAUCCCCACCACCUCCCGAAUCAGUUGAAUUCGUCCGCAUUGACGUCGUCGCGUCAAGGCCUUCGUCAUCAUCAGCACCAGCAGCAGCAACAGCCGCUGUACAGCCCUCAUCGGAAUAGUCUUGCCAGAACUAGUUAUUGCUCUUCUAUCGUCCCUCUUACUCCCAAGAUCCCACAGCAGUACAUCUCCUCUUCCUCUGCAGAGAGUUGUCUCUCCCGCGGAUCCUCGGCUGUCACGUCGUUGUCGAGACCGAUUGGGUAUGACCCCGAAUGGAUCGACACCACCGAUGACGAUGGAAACUACGAUAGUGACUACAGUCGGCAUGGUGAGUGGCGAAAGAGCGAUCAUGGGAGGACGAAAGAGAGCGAAGAGGCAUGGAGGAAAGGAAGUGAGAUGUCGAAACCGAUCUCGAGUUCGGUCAUGAAGACUGUUCGGCAUGAGAGAUCUAGGGUGUCGCCGGCGCUUCCGCUGAGCAAGGAAUCUAAAUGGGCGCGGGAGCGGGAGCGGGAGAGUGCAGUGGCACAUCAACCCCAAGCAACAAUGUCAUCGAGGAGGGCGGCAGCACAAACACGGAACUAUAGCUAUGACGACGACGAGGAUGACGAGGACGUCCUCUCUGCCAGCGAGGAAGGCGACGACAUCGAAGAAGGCGAUGAGGAAGAGAUGGAUGACGAAGAGGAGGAAUUGAGUCAAGGUGAUUCCGAGGACGAUGAUGUCUAUACCUCGUCGAACGGUAAACAGCAACGCGGAGGUAAUGCCAAGGGAGCAGCAGCAGCGGCAUCUGGGUCUUCCAAAGCCGGCAGUGGUCGUACAGGAGCUGCUAAGGGAUCGAGCAGACAACAGCAACCGCAACAGACGGCCCGACAGGCAGCAGCGACCAGCAAGUCUGCCCAGAAAUCACAAGCAUCCAACAGCCGCCGAGGCGGCAACAACAACAACACAUCAGCGGCAGAACGGAGCGCAUUCCUCGUGCCAUCCUCGACGCGUUCUCGCAAACCGGCCAUCAACUAUGCAGAGCCCGAGGAGUAUGAUGACGAGGAGGAAGAGGAAGAUGUGUUUGAUGAGGAGGUGGAUGAGGAUGGUGAGGGACAGGAUGAUGAAGGCGAGGAAGAUGAAGAGGAAGAUGAGGAGGAUGAGGAUGAGGAUUCAGUGCCUCCUACUCCUGCUUCUUCGUCUUCUACAAGGCGCGGUGGAGCACAGCAGGCUCAGGCACAGGCACAAGCACAAGCACAGGCAGCAGCAGGUCAGGCGAACUCUAGAUCGCGAUCUUCGGCUAGGAGGGCUGCUGUUGCGGCUGCUGCUGCUUCAGCUGCGACAGCGCCUUCGACCCGGAGUACGCGCAAGGGCGCUACCCAGAAACGUCGAAUGUCGACGCCGAUGAGCUCGGAGGGCGAGGACGAGGACCAGGAAGACGACGAGGGCACGACGACGACCAACAUGUCGACCCCGAUCGGUCACAACACCCGCUCUCGAUCAUCAUCCCCUCGCAAAAAGCAGCAGACACAGCAAUCAUCCAACUCAGGACGAUCAAGGAACCGUGAAAUGGACAUGGAAAUCGAAGACGAAGAGGAGGAUGAUGAUGAAGAGGAUCAGGAUGUUGAUAUGGAAGAGGACGAUGAUGAGGAUGUCGACAAUAGGAGUCUGCAGGAUGAAGAAGAGGAGGAUGAAGAAGGUCUUGGGGAAGAUGAGGAGGAGGAUGAAGAAUUGGUGGAUGAAGAAGAAGAUGAAGAGGAAGAGGUUGAGGUGGAUGAUGAGAUGGAAAUGGAUGAUGAGAAUGAGGAAGUUGAGGAGGAAGAUGAGGAGGAGGACGACAUCGAGAACACAAAGCCGUUACAACCCAAGGCGGCUGGUGCAACAUCUGGAUCUGGAUCCUCCAAGGGUGGUGCUUCUACAACGGGAAAGGGCAAAAAGGCGGCACCACAGCAGCAACAACAGGAUGAUGAUGAUGACGAGGAAGAUUUUAGCGAUGACGAUUUCUCGAAUCCUCAACGCGGGAUGGGCUUUGGAGGCCAGUUGACCAAACGCCAGCGAUCCAAACUGGAUGUCCAUGAUGUCUCCCUCGAGCUCUUUGAGCUUCCCGUCGCGCAAUCGAGGAAGAGAAUGCAGACUGAGGAAGAGAUGGCGCUGAAGCGAAGCGAGAUCACGCGUCGCCGCAAGAACCAGUCCGCGCAACGUGCAGAACAGGACAAACUCGAGACCAUUAACCGACUCCUCAAAAAGCAAGCCGGGAAACGUAAAAUCGGCGCCCAGGACGAUGAUGAGGGCGGCGCUGGUGCAGGAGAUGACAAGCGGAUGGAGGGUUUUAAGGGAGGAAGGCGGUCGAAUCGGUUCAUGACCCCUGUGAGCUAUUUGAGUGUACGACAUACGACUCAGGGUACUACGCUGUCAAUACCGGAGGUCUCGCUGGGCGAUGUGCCGUUGUGGAUGCAGGAGACUAUUCCUUCUGUUGAGUCGAAGGGAGGGAAGAAGUAUGGUGAGGAGGUUGAGCAUAGGGUAAUUGAGGUAUUGGAGGUACCGGUUGUGCCGCUGAAGGAGCCUACGUACCCAGCGCCUCGGGGUCUGUGUGCGGUGGUCAACUGUGAGCAGGUGUGGAAGUAUCGUGGGACAAAGAGCAAAAAGGUUGCAUGUGGGCUUGCACAUCUGAAAGUUAUCGAGACCGAGGCAUAG
Linnemannia hyalina is the source of this 4107-nucleotide messenger RNA. The record is from the annotation of a GenBank genome assembly. Lineage: Eukaryota; Fungi; Mortierellomycota; Mortierellomycetes; Mortierellales; Mortierellaceae.